UUGAAAUGGUUUGUGAAAAUGUCUGUUAAAUUAAAUAUGUUGAUUGUCUAGAAGUUAAUAAUGCUGGGACUAGUUUGAAAUGAACUCUGCAUUCGAAUCAAUUUAUACAGUGUGGGAUUGGAGUAAGAAGAGUGGAGGACAAGUUCUGAAUAAUUGGAUUCAUCCAUCUUGCGGGAGUAGAGAUAUUGGGGUUCAGACCCAAAUUCAAGGUUUAAGCAAGGAAGUGAUCUCAACAACAGUUGCAGAGAUGCCAGUUUCAAGUUUUGUCAGGAUUGCAGGACUCUCGGGAGCACUUGCUGUUUCCUUAGGGGCAUAUGGUGCGCAUGUGCUCUCUGUGGAUCCUGACAAUGCAAAGCUGCGCGCAACCUUUGAUACUGCAAACAAAUACCACCUUGUUCAUAGUGUGGCGCUUCUUGCUGUUCCACUAGCUCGAGUGCCUAGGUUGUCUGGAUCACUGUUUCUAAGUGGAAUGGUUGUAUUUUGUGGAACAACUUACUAUCAUGCCCUAACCCAAGAUACAACAGUUAGGCAAUACACACCAUAUGGGGGAGUUCUUCUCAUCCUGGCAUGGCUGUCUCUCAUUCUGUAGAUCAAUGGGCAAUCUUAGUUCAUUUUAGUGUACAUUUGGAGAUCAUUGGAGAAUGAAGGGUUCUCAGAGAACUUUUAUGAUCACCUUAUUUCUUCAUUGAUCAAAGAGACUCUUUGAGAUUCCUGAGUGAUCAUAGAUAUCUCCAUUUUUAUUUAGUUAUAGAUUUCCCGUAAAGAUAUUGGGAAACAUAAAAUGUAUUGAAUAGUUCUGUUUAUAAGCUUCCUAUGCAGAUUGCUAUAGAGAAACAAGACCGGUCAUUUAUGUCUUUAAACCAAUAACCAUUCUAUCUUCAAGUAGAAUGAAAUGAAUGCAAUAGAAGCUUGUUAGGGCAAUUUCCAAGAAGAAAUUCUAACCAUGUUCAAUUUGGAGUGCCAUGGUCCCGUGCUCAAGUAACUCAAGUAAUGUUUAUACUGCCUUAGAGACUGAAAAUGACCCCUGAAUAAGAAGUUUGCUGUUUGAUAGUUGGAUUAUCGCAGAUUGGAUUUUCUUGCUCUUAUCAAAUAUCAAUGACCAUGAUGAGUGCUGAAGACUUCUGUGGUACCUGUGCAGGCGUUAAAGGACCAGGUUCAUUGUAUGUCCUGUUUUGGCAUGGCAUGUAAUUCCACUGAAAGAUUGUUGUCUUCUGAGAUGGUGGACUAGGCUUUCCGACAUUUUUAACGCUAUUCUUGUGUUUAAGGCUUCUAGCUAUUUACUGGUCAAAGCCAUGUACCAGUCCAGUAUCCUUUACUGCACUUUUGUCCUCAACAAACUUCCUACUCCUCUAAGCCACAUGUACCAGUCCAGCACAGCCUUCUUCCUACCUAACCAGAUUUAAUCAAACUAAAUAUUCCAGACUUCUUGAGAUCCACCAUACUGAAAUCACCUCACUUUUCCCUCAUUUCUUCUCCUUGCCAUUUUACCUUAUGAAACCUCCUCCCAGCAGACGCCCUGCUAUAUGCAAAAAGCAUAUAUUUGUGUGGACUAAGUAGAAGUUGGCUCUAAGAGUUUCUCUCCUUCAGUGUCUGAUGUUGCCCUUAGGGCUAUGGUUUACUCAGGUUCCUGGAAUCCCUACUUCUGGUGUGCUUACAUCCAGGGUUUAAUAAUAGAACAUGCCCUAGGCGAUUAACAUCAGACAACCCCAGGCGUGGUUGCACAUAUGUAUUUCUUAGGGGAAGUACUGAGGGGUGUGACUUGCCUGAGGACCAGAAUACCCCCAGCAGUUUGUCUUUAAUAAAUAAAAAGCUGGAGCUGUAAAUGGAGAAUACAAUCUCUUCAGAACCUCAACUACCUAUGGACCAACUCAGCUUAAAAUGUAAAAAUAAUAGUUGUAGAUCUGCAAGGGAACUGACAUGGAAACCCCAGACUGCAUGGUGUGUUGCAUCAACAUGCAACCUGAAAUUAUCUGGGCUAGCACACAAUUUUCAACGCCCGUGCAUUAGUAAUACAAUUCUGGUGGCUAGCAGCCACAUUUUACAUUUAACACUGCACAGUUUUAGCGGAAAUCUAGUGGAGAUUUAGUAUGUAAUUCCACGGAAAGAGUGCUAUCUCAUUGUCAUGAGUGUGGUAUGAAUGUUAUUAGUAUGGCCUAAUGAUAUGAACAAAAUUGAUGCAACUAUCCCUUUACAGUUUCAGUGGAGAUCUAGUUGAGGUUUACUAUGUAAUUCCACGGAAAAAGUGCUGUCUCAGAGUGGUCUCAUUAUAAUUGCCUGCUAGCAAACAUGCCUUCCUGGAUAGUGAAGAACAUAAAUAUUCAUCCUGGGCCUUUAUUUUGGGAGGAGGAAGGAUGGACUCUCCACUCUAUAAGCUGAGCAGUGAACCAUCUACUUCCCCUGAAAUUAUCUGAAUAACCUUUCUGUUUCAUUCAUAGCCUACAGGAUAUGAUACUUUGACUGUAGGUUGAAUAAUAAUAAUAUUAAUAAAAAUAAGAAAAGGGAAAUAUUUAUUGACUUCCAUAGUUAUAUUGGUUGGAUCAGAUAUUCACCAAUACAAAACAAGCUUUCUAAUUCUUAAGAACUGAACGAUGAUUUUGUAGAAAAACAAUGAAAUAUAUUUCCUACUUUGAA
Molecule: messenger RNA, 2631 nt
Organism: Eurytemora carolleeae
Lineage: Eukaryota; Metazoa; Arthropoda; Copepoda; Calanoida; Temoridae
Product: transmembrane protein 256 homolog
Exons: 6
Coding region: 80-589 (169 amino acids)
Source: RefSeq, a predicted model, not a curated record